AUGUCCACCAGUGAAGUUACCCGCAAAGUCGCUCAAGAAUGGUUUGGAUACGUCGAGGGCCACCAAUACGAAAAAUUAGACGCGCUUGCUACACCCAGCGCUAACUGGUGGAUUGGCGGAUCAAAGGAGAAGAUCCCGGUGGCGGGCGACAUGCCAUACGUGCAGCGGCGCCAGGGUACAGAGCAGCUGAAUGAAGGUGCCGAUAAAAGUACUACCAAGCUCGUCGGGCUGACGGUCGACGGUAACGUCGCCGUGCUCGAGGUAUACAGAACACUCGAUGGACCUGGCGAGAAGCACUACGAGACGUAUGCAAUUGUAAAAUUGAUACUUAACGAAAAGGGCAAGAUUCAGGAAGUCAGGGAGUAUUUGGAUUUCUUUGCGCUUUUCAAAUACCUUGGUGUUCCAGGAUUUUAG
Messenger RNA from Psilocybe cubensis, 414 nucleotides. RefSeq lists its product as uncharacterized. The record is from RefSeq and is a predicted model, not a curated record. Bases 1 to 414 code for a protein of 137 amino acids. The transcript has a single exon. NCBI's taxonomy places the organism in Eukaryota, Fungi, Basidiomycota, Agaricomycetes, Agaricales, Agrocybaceae.